Messenger RNA from Aureococcus anophagefferens, 594 nucleotides. RefSeq lists its product as hypothetical. The transcript has a single exon. NCBI's taxonomy places the organism in Eukaryota, Pelagophyceae, Pelagomonadales, Pelagomonadaceae. Gene Ontology annotation, biological process: peptidyl-serine phosphorylation; intracellular signal transduction. Gene Ontology annotation, molecular function: protein serine/threonine kinase activity; ATP binding. The annotation marks the transcript as partial. The record is from RefSeq and is a predicted model, not a curated record.
GGCCGGCGCCUCGGGCGCGGCGCGUUCUCGACGGUGACCGUCGCCUCCGACCGGGCCACGGGCAAGACCUACGCGUUGAAGGCCGUGGCGAAGGCGGAGGCGCUGCGGCGCGACGCGGCGCCCGCGCUCGCGCGCGAGCGCGACGCGCUUCGACUCGUCGCCGGCGACCCCUUCUGCCUCGCGCUCCACGCCACGUUCCAGGACGCGAAUUUCGUCUAUUUCCUCACGGCGCUCUGCGAGCACGACCUCAUGGACGCCUUCAUGGAGCGGGGGGCGCUGGACCACGACGCCGCGCGCCUCGCGGUCGCGUGCGUCGCGCUCGCGCUCUGCCACUGCCACGACCGCGACGUCGUCCACCGCGACCUGAAGCCGGAGAACGUCUUCGUGGACGACGCGGGCCUCGCGGUUUUGGGAGACUUUGGCCUGGCGGCGACGCUGCCCUACGGGACGGGCCUGCGGCUGAAGACCUUGUGCGGCACGGCGGAGUUCCUCGCGCCGGAGCUGCUCCCGCCCCAGCGGGGCUACGACCACGGCGUCGACUGGUGGGCGUUGGGCGUCGUCGCCUUCGAGGCGUCGCACGGCUACUCGCCCUUC